This is a messenger RNA of Rubroshorea leprosula, 2293 nucleotides long. NCBI's taxonomy places the organism in Eukaryota, Viridiplantae, Streptophyta, Magnoliopsida, Malvales, Dipterocarpaceae. The record is from the annotation of a GenBank genome assembly.
CCUCAGAAGCAAGAAAAAUAUUCUCUUUAGCCUCUCUCAGAUGUCUCUGCUGCUAAAGUCCUUCCCUUUCCUCUUCCUUCGCGCCAGACCUCUUUCCGUUUUCCCCACCAUUGUUCUUACCAAAGCUCCAAGAGCUCUUCCCAGGAGCAACCGUGGCCUUUCCUCUGUUUCUGCUUCCAGUUUCCAGCCCCCUCCUUCUUCUGCUACUGCUGAAACCCCAAAUCCAAUACCACCUGUUACUCUCAACGACUCCCUGCAGUGGGUCUCCCGCACUGCUUUUUGUGGUGAAUUGUCCUCCGAUGCUGUGGGUGCCCGGGUUCGGCUUUGUGGAUGGGUUGCUCUCCACCGGGUCCAUGGUGGCCUCACGUUUGUCAAUCUUAGAGACCAGACUGGCAUUGUUCAGGUUACAACGCUUCCAGAUGAGUUUCCCGUUGCUCAUUCAACUAUUAAGGACUUGAGGCUUGAAUAUGUGAUUGCUGUUGAAGGUGUUGUAAGGUCUAGGCCAAGCGAGUCUGUCAAUAAGAAAAUGAAAACUGGCUCAAUAGAGGUUGCUGCUGAGCAUGUUCAAGUUUUAAAUGCUGUGAAAUCUAAGCUUCCAUUCUUAGUCACAACUGCUGAUGAUGCAAAGGAUUUUGUUAAGGAGGAAAUUCGUUUGAGAUAUCGAUGUCUUGAUUUACGCCGGCAUCAAAUGAAUUUUAACAUGAUCUUGCGUCAUAGUGUGGUGAAACUUAUUCGAAGGUAUCUAGAGGAUGUACAUGGUUUUGUGGAGAUUGAAACUCCAAUGCUCUCUAGAUCUACUCCAGAAGGUGCUCGUGAUUAUUUAGUGCCCUCAAGAAUUCAGCCAGGAACGUUCUAUGCUUUGCCUCAAAGUCCACAGCUUUUCAAACAAAUGUUAAUGGUCUCUGGAUUUGAUAAAUAUUACCAAAUAGCUAGAUGUUUUAGAGAUGAAGAUUUGAGAGCUGAUAGACAACCUGAGUUCACACAGCUUGAUAUGGAAAUGGCUUUCACUCCUUUGGAGGAUAUGCUGAAGCUCAAUGAAGAUUUAAUCAGGAAGGUUUUUCUAGAGAUUAAAGGUGCUCAGCUGCCAAAUCCUUUCCCAAGGCUUACCUAUGCUGAGGCAAUGGAUCGGUAUGGUUCAGACAGGCCAGACAUCAGAUUUGAUCUUGAGUUGAAAAAUGUAUCUGAUGUUUUUUCAGAGUCCUCCUUUAGGGUUUUUUCAGACACACUGAAAAAUGGGGGAAUUGUCAAAGCUUUAUGUGUGCCAUGUGGUGCUAAAAGUUAUUCAAAUACUGCUCUUAAGAAAGGUGAUAUUUAUAAUGAAGCGGUCAAAUCUGGAGCAAAGGGGUUACCUUUCCUAAAGGUGUUGGAUGACGGUGCAGUCGAGGGAAUUCCUGCAUUAGUAUCUAGUUUGGAUCCAACAAAGGGAGAGCAGUUGUUGAGAAGAUGCUCAGCAAGACCAGGUGAUCUGAUCUUGUUUGCAGUGGGUCAUUACAUAUCAGUUAACAAAACUCUAGAUCGACUUAGGCUCUUUGUAGCCAGUGAACUGGGUUUGGUUGACCAUUCCAGGCAUUCAAUCUUGUGGGUGACUGAUUUCCCAAUGUUUGAGUGGAAUGAUUCAGAGCAGAGGCUUGAGGCUUUGCAUCACCCAUUUACUGCUCCAAACCCUGAAGACCUUGGGGAUCUUUCUUCUGCACGUGCCCUUGCUUAUGACAUGGUUUACAAUGGUGUCGAGAUUGGUGGAGGAAGUUUGAGAAUUUAUAGACGGGACAUCCAACAAAAGGUCUUGGAAAUCAUUGGUAUCUCCCCUGAACAGGCUGAAGAGAAGUUUGGUUAUCUUCUUGAAGCUUUAGACAUGGGGGCACCUCCACAUGGAGGAAUUGCUUAUGGAUUGGAUAGAUUAGUUAUGCUGUUAGCAGAUGCAAAUUCCAUCCGAGAUGUAAUAGCCUUCCCAAAAACAACUACUGCUCAGUGUGCUCUCACACGUGCACCAUCAGAGGUGGAUACCCAGCAGCUAAAAGAUCUAUCACUGCAGGCCCUAUAAUUUGUCACAGGUUUGCAUAUCUAUGUCAAAAGCCAACUUGACAUGAAUCACCGUGACUCCAUCAUAAAACUCUGUUUCUUGUACAUUCUUUGGUUUUGGCUUUUAGAGAACUACCUGCAUCUGCAUAUUUGUGAAACCAAAACCUGACCAUUGCUGAUAAAACAUGACCAUCAUGUGAAUCUUCCCUGCAGAAACAAUACCAUGAAAGUGUAACUUACGUUCUGAUUCGAUUAAUAAAAACAAAAGUUUUCU